AUGCCAGUUGACUACAGCAAGUGGGAUGCCCUCGAGCUCUCCGAUGAUUCCGACAUAGAAGUACAUCCCAAUGUCGACAAGAAGUCUUUCAUCCGGGCAAAGCAAGCCCAAAUCCACCAGGACCGCCUUCAACGAAAGCACAAUAUCUCGACGUUGGGGUACGAGCGUAUUAUUAACGAUGGCUUGAUGGAUCGAAUCGACCGCCUCCUCACAGCACUCAAGUCUCACAAAGCCAACGCAUCCGCUCAAUCUCCAGAGGAACUGGUUUUUCAAAGUUUAAUCGAGUCUGCUGGCGAUCCGUCGAAGGAUCGACCCCCGCCUGCACCGGAAGGUGUGCAUCAACACGUGGAAGAUCCUCCAACGUACUCAAAAAUGAUGGCCGCUCUAGUCGACCAAGUCAAAGCAGCGAUUGACAAGGACACCACGAAAGAUCGGUAUGAAGCGUUCAUAACCGAGGUGGGAAAACAUAGGGAAGAAGUCGCAGGGCUGCAAAAGCAGCUCUUGGCAAAGCUUGCAGAGCUUGAGAAGGAGGAGAAAAAGCACAUUACAAGCGACAAUCUUCAUACAGGAUUCGACUACAGCUCAGUUUCUAAAGCGAAACAAGAAGCCUCAUCAUCGAACCCCAAGUCGGUCGAGCUCUUGAACCCCGGAAGUGCUCAACGGGAUCCACUUCUACGAGCAGACACCGGGCAAUCGUCAGGUGCCGAUGCGGACGUCGAAGAUGGGAUCCGGGCUGAGGAGGAAAUCAACGAGGAUUCCGUCCGUGCCUCGAAGUUGGGCAAGGAGUUUGCAAAGAUUGACAUGGCCGACUACCGAGCACUUCUUCGCUUUAUCCAGGAACAUCCCAAGGUUCUCAACGAGAAUGAGACGGAUGGCCUGCUGAUUGAGGCUUUUAAUAGCCAAAUUGCGGGGCAGGAUAGAUACGCGAGACAGUGUGUCCACCAAGCUUUGCUUCUACAGUACUGCCGAUCGCUCGGCCUGGACGGAGUGCAGUUGUUCUUCAAGCGAGUCACCAGUCCCGGACAUAAAGCUCAAGCACUCUUCCUCGACGAUGUCAAGGGGACGUACGGCAAGAUCAAAGUCAAAGCCGCCGAAGAGAAGGCCCGACAAGAGAAAGAGGAAGAGGAAGGAGCCGCUGGGGUGGAGCAAAUCCAGUUGCAAGCGGUCGACCCAAACACCACCAUUACAGUCAACGUUCCCCCAGCCGUUGAAGACCCGUCCGUCGCACCUCCAGAGCUUGUAGCCGCACGGGAGAUCUUCGAUUCAUUCCCGCCAGGCCUUCAAAGAGCCCUCGAGACCGGUAGUUUGGACGAGAUCAAUAAGGUUCUUGCGAAGAUGAGCGUCGAAGAGGCGGAAGAGGUCGUGGAGAACUUGUCAAAUGGCGGCAUGCUGAGUGUGGAGGAGGGCGUCAUUGAUGCCACCACUGAGGAAGGUCGGGCGAAGAUGAAGGAGAUUGAGGCUGAAAGGGAUCAGGUCGUGCAUGACGAACCGACGGAUCUGGCACCCAACCCGGAAUGAAUGGCAACGUGUCACAUUGAUCACAUUGGGUGUUCGAUCUCCCAGCUACAACCUGGGAAUUCAGUAGACGUACUGCUGUUAGGGUAGUAUGAUAUCUGCCUCCGGAAAGACACACUUUUCAAACUCUACCAACGGAAUGCUGCUCCGUUAUAGUUGUCACGAGGAUUGUCGUAAAAUAUGCUCCCUCAAAGUAUCUCAUUGAUUGGUACUUAAUAGAGAACAUCAGCGUGUCAUUGCUUCGUAAGGAACCUAGUCUGCUAUGCUUUGCUUGCCAUGAAGAGGUCGAUCUUCUAAAACACGUAUUCAAGUCGUGCAAAUAAUUGAAGCUAAGCCAACGAGCGAAAAACCUAGGUAUUCAUAAUCUAGUCCGUCCAUUCAUUAAGCUUGAGAGAUAUCUGCGAAAGAGGUCGAACAGGCU
Molecule: messenger RNA, 1936 nt
Organism: Eremomyces bilateralis CBS 781.70
Lineage: Eukaryota; Fungi; Ascomycota; Dothideomycetes; Eremomycetales; Eremomycetaceae
Product: hsp90-like protein
Exons: 4
Coding region: 1-1518 (505 amino acids)
Biological process (GO): protein stabilization; protein folding
Cellular component (GO): cytoplasm
Molecular function (GO): protein kinase binding; heat shock protein binding; protein-folding chaperone binding
Source: RefSeq, a predicted model, not a curated record